Trypanosoma grayi is the source of this 825-nucleotide messenger RNA. RefSeq lists its product as hypothetical. The transcript has a single exon. Lineage: Eukaryota; Euglenozoa; Kinetoplastea; Trypanosomatida; Trypanosomatidae. The record is from RefSeq and is a predicted model, not a curated record. The coding region runs from base 1 to 825 and encodes 274 amino acids.
AUGAGGGCACUUAGGCUUGGCUGCGGGCAUGCGUCGCUGGUUGGCGUCUGCCUGUUGCAAUUUGGCGUGGUGCGAACGCCGCACCGCUCUGCUGCGCAGCAGGGUAUUGUCGCGACUGAUGUCUCCGCGAGAGAUUCGGCUGGGGCCGGUGACGGUGUGGCAUUGGGGACUUCGCCAGCCUUCGAGGAUGACACGUUUGCGGGCGAUUUUGACGAGCUUGAGGCCGCCUCACAAGAGAUACACGACCUCUGCUUUGCCAUGGUGAACUACCUGCGGAAGGUGGACCCUGACGAAACGAAGGCCCUCUUCGAGAAGCGCUCCGCCCGACGCUUUCGUGAAACGGUGCCUGAGCACAAGCGUCGUCUGCUCCAUGGCAGUGGCAUGAAGAGUUUGCACCGGAAGAACUGCUACAGGACAAACGAGGAGUAUGAAGAGGCAACCCAACUGUUUCUUCAGUUCGGUGAAAAACUGCUACUGCUUCUCUCCAAACCGGUUAUGGACAGAAUGAUCGAAUCGGCGGGAAAGGUGUACAGUGACCAUCGCUCCGAUGGGGUUCACAGGUAUCGCAAGCCUCUAGAGCGGGCAACUUGGCGUGGAUUUCCGCACCGUUGGUUUAAGCAUGCACCAUUCGAGGUCCAGCAGCUUCGUGCGGACAUACCAGAGGCGACGGUGAAGAAUACACGGACGAUGCGUGAUAUCUCUACGAUACGCUCGCUGUUCACGCUCAUAGAGCCACAGCAUGCAUUCAGGUCGAGACUUGAGGGCCGUCUUUUUGAAAUCACGCAGGAGUAUGAUCCAGUACACGGGAAUAGCAGGCGUGUGUAG